AUGAACUUCAUCCCAUCAACGCUCCAUCCACGACUUUGCCCAAAUUAUCAGGCUGCAGAAUCACCCCGUGAUCGCACUCCGUCUUCCACUUUCGCCGAGGCGUCCGACCCUUUCGGAAUUCUAUGGUCUGAUCAAAAAGAAGGGGAAGAAACGGAGGCGGAGGAGGAAGAGUCGUGUCAAAAGUCUGAGACCAGCGAACUUGAUGAGCAAGAAGAAGACACAGACAUAGCAAGAGGAGGAGUUGCAGGACUUUUUGGAGGUGAAAUUGAGGACGAAGGUUACACCCAGAGCCAUUAUUAUCCGCACAGAGAGUGGCAGAGAGCAAUACCGGAAGAGUUUAGGCGUUUCCGAAAAACGCGUAAGACACAGGCUAGUGCUGAAUCGCUGGUACUUCACAAACUGCUGGUAUUGGCUCGUCAACAGAACGACCUUCAAAACAUCGCUCUCACAGUCUCGGAUGACCAUACCGAGGAUGGUCUUCAUGCAGUAAGACUACUUUCAGCCGCACUAGGGAAAAAUUCUGGAGGAAACUUGGGCUCGAUAUUGCUCGACUUGAAUGAAAGAAUCGAAACUGGAUUCCCAGAGGAACCAGAAUCCCCAGCAAAGUCAGACCCUGGUACCCUGGAUUUGCCGGAUUACAUUAGAACCUCUGUUGAACCCCCAAGCAAUAUGUUUGGUGUUGGAAGACGGUCGCAAACCUCAGUUCGCAGUACUCACGAAGAGUACAACUUUCAGGCUGGCAUAGGUGAUCUGAGUACUAGCGUUGUGCAAAGUGCCACGGGGCUCGAGACAGCUAACAGCCUGUCCCAAAAUCAGCAAGCACUUCAGCAUGGAGAAGGAAUGAGCUUAGAACAGUUGCAAGAGCAUAUUAUCCACCUACAAGCGAAAGCAAGACGACUAGAGGGCGUCCCAAAAAGUGAAGAGCCUCAAAAGGUGCAAAUACUUUUUCGUAUACAGCAAGGCGACAAGAUGUCGAUACCAUAUCUUGAUCAUCCUCGGGAUAGAUUUGGAGAUGGGGGUACACUGUAUUCAACAUCUCCAAUCAAAAACAUCGAACUCUACUUGGAGCGUCACAAGGAAAUAACCCUUGUAGUUUAUCGGGAUUUUGGACAGAUACACAACAAAGCGCUCGAAGACCAAGAAAUCACCGAAAAUGGCGUCCUACCGACGCAGAUUAAGCAUUAUCGCGAGGUUUUGUGGCCAGUGAGUGAUGAGAUGUCUAAUGCUAUCAGGAUGAUUCUAGGUUCUCGGCCUGAAUACGAUGCAAUUUUGAAAAGCUUUGACAGCAUGUCUGAGAUAUCUAGUCCAUUUCUGUUUUUCUUCCACAGCUUCAAAGAUCUUGAGACUAUCAAAAAGCAGGCUAACGACACAAUACGGAGGCAGCUGGAAAUUUUGGCAACCUAUAUCUGGGAUGUUUAUGGAGCAUUGUAUAAUGCUGCUGAGUCCAUGAUAUCCCAAGGGCAGUUCUCUGCUGAGUACUUGUGCUAUUUCUAUAAACCGAACGAUGUCCUCGUUUAUAGAGAGCGCGAGAACAUCAAGGGUUACAUCUGCGACUCGUGGCUUGGACAGCCGCGCGAUAAAAAGGCACAGAAGCAAGAUCGAAUGUGGCAGAAAGGCAAAAGACCUGUCAAAGCUAAUAUCAACGAAUCAGAGGAUGCGACCACCAAAACAUACAUUUGGGAGAUCGCAGUUUGGUCUUGGUCGUAUGAUGGUCAUUUUUAUCGUGAAAAGACUACUCUCGCUCUUGAAGUAUCUGGUCUCAAACAAAACGUGCAGGAAAUCAAUCGUCUAAGCAUCUAUCCACUACAGUUCGCCGAACCCUAG
Molecule: messenger RNA, 1824 nt
Organism: Exophiala bonariae
Lineage: Eukaryota; Fungi; Ascomycota; Eurotiomycetes; Chaetothyriales; Herpotrichiellaceae
Exons: 3
Coding region: 1-1824 (607 amino acids)
Source: RefSeq, a predicted model, not a curated record